UUCUUCGGUUUUGAACAUUAGAUAAAUGUAAGAGGUCCCACUCUGUAGAUAUCUUUUAUUCCAAUUCCCUGAAUAGUUUUAUUUCUCCAAGUGAACAAAAGGUGGCGGCUUCUGGAUGGAUGAGAUGUUCGCUAUUGCCCUCUUCCUCCUGUCUUUGGUGUCUCAUCAGUCCAUGGUAGCUGCACAGGAGAAGGUGAACCAGAGAGUAAGUCGAGCGGUGACCCCUGCAGCAGUUUCCUGCCAGCUGAGCAACUGGUCAGAGUGGACAGAUUGCUUUCCAUGCCAGGACAGAAAGUACCGAUACCGGAGCCUCUUGCAGCCUGACAAGUUUGGGGGAGCCAUCUGCAGUGGUGAUAUCUGGGACCAAGCCAGCUGCAAUAGUCCUACGCCUUGUCUAAGGCAGCCACAGUGUGGACAAGAUUUCCAGUGUAAAGAGACAGGUCGCUGCCUGAAACGGUACCUUGUGUGUAAUGGACAUAGUGACUGUCUGGAUGGCUCUGAUGAGGACAAUUGUGAAGACAUCAGGGCUGCCGAAGAUGACUGCAGCCAGUACGAGCCGAUUCCUGGAUCAGAGAAGGUGGCCUUGGGGUACAACAUUCUGACCCAGAGAGAAGCCCAGAGCGUGUAUGAUGCCAGGUAUUAUGGGGGCCAGUGUGAGCCAGUGUACAACGGUGAGUGGAGGGAGCUUCGGUAUGACCCCGCCUGUGAGCGGCUGUACUAUGGAGAAGACGAGAAGUACUUUCGGAAGCCUUACAACUUCCUGAAGUACCACUUUGAAGCCAUGGCAGAUACUGGAAUGUCUUCAGAGUUGUAUGAGGAUGUAAAUGACCUUCUUUCUAAAAUAAAAAAUGACAGAUUCCAGUCAAAUGGAAUAACUGUUGGCAUAGGCCUAGAAAAGUUUUUGAAGGGUCUUUCCAGUGUAAACGUGGGAGUAUCCUGGUCAGAAGACUCUUCAUUUUUGAAUAAGUUAAGCAAGUAUAAUGAGAAGAAAUAUAGCUUCAUGAGAAUUUUCACAAAAGUACAGACUGCCAGCUUUAAAAUGAGGAGGCACAAGAUCAUGCUGGAUGAAGGGAUGCUGCAAUCACUGAUGGAACUCCCAGAGCAGUAUGAUUAUGGCAUGUACUCCAAGUUCAUUGAUGACUACGGCACCCACUACAUUACGUCUGGAUCCAUGGGUGGGACCUACGAGUACAUCCUGGUGCUUGACAAAGCAAAAAUGGAAUCUCUCGAUCAGAAUCACGAGCCGAGAGUGCAAAGCCUGCAGCCUGCAGCCUGUCCCCACACAGAGACGACAGCAGCACUUGCCCACAAUUGCUGGGCACUCAACAUGGCCAGGGUUAAUGGAUUUGACCCUUCCAACCAUCUUAGCAGGCAGCAGCUGUUAAAACCUUCACCUUGCACACGGGAAGCUCAAGAGCAGAGAGGCCAAACAGCUACCCAGAUGGCACGGAGGCCCAGGUGCAGCCCCGCCCAGGCAGUCUCCAUUCCCGAGGCUGCCCUUCCCGGUGCUACCUCUUAUCACAGCCAAAACUGCCCAGAAAAGCUAGAUCCCCUGGGCAAGGCCAGAUCUGAGAGACGGAAGACUGGGGACUAUACCCCAGCACUGGCCUGGAGCACAUGGCUGCCUUCUCUGAGCCCCUUUGUCCAAUGGGGUCAUCAGAGAAGGAGGGGCUGGCACGGCUCCCUCUCUGACCACAUUCCUGCAGUGGCCUACGGUGUGGACCUCUCUUCAGGGCCACACAGAGCACCCAUGAGCUGGAUGGACCACACCUUGCUUCAAAGCUCUGAUAACUGAGCCUGUUAGGCAUGGGAUUGGGGUGCUAAGAUUUAUUGACUACCUAAUUAGGCCAACACUAUGUUCAGGAAUUCACUCAUGGGAGCUGCUAACACCCUCAUUUUUAAAGAGUGGGAAAAUGAGGCACAAAGUUGACAACUUAAGUCUCAUUAUGAGCAAAUGAUAGGACUUGCUUCCCAGGGUUCACACUGUGAACCACCACAACCACCAGUGAGCCUCGGCCAGCGAGCUUGUGGAAUGGGCACAUCCUCCUUGCUUGUAGGAUGCUUAGGAUCACAGAAUGAGUUACAGAGGUGAAGCAGAUAAAAGUGCCUUAGAAAGCAUCAAUUGUUUUUCUGUAGACAAUAAAUCAAGGGCCUUGAGGGUCUUCACACUGAGCUCCAACUUCUGUCCCCUUUUCAUUUUUUACUUUGAGACAAGGUCUUCUGUGUUGCUCAGGCUGGGCUUAAAUUUGUGAUCCUCCUGUCUCAGCCUCCCUCAGAUUGCUGGAAUUGAAGUGUUUACCACCAUACUCACCUAAAAUAUCAACUCUCAUUCACGCACAAUUAUAAAACUGUGAUUUGUGUCUUUAACAAAGGAAGAUCUCCCAAAACAUUUUAGAGCUAUUGUCUAAGUAGGUUGGGACCAGCUAGUCUCUGAGAACUCCUGGUCACUGGGCAUGCGCCAGGUGUUCUGCUGACCUUUGCAGAAGUGAGAGAUGACUGAGAGGCUUGUGGUUUCAUUAGAAAAACAAGACAACAAGUUGAAAGUCACGACGAAGGUAUAUUCAGUACAGUGCUGGUGAGAAGCAAAGCACAGGACUAUUGCAGGGACUCUGAGACAGUGAGAAAAAUCUGUCAGGAGCUCAGUAGAGAAACUCAAUGAAAGAAAUAUGGAGACUUUCCAGCCAGGAAGAACAGCACAUGCUGAGGUGCAGAGAGACUGCCUGCAUUCUCAGGUCCUGGGGGAGGAGGCAUGUUUUCAUGGAUCUGUGAAGGCACAAAAGGGCCAGUGAGGCGGCCGAUGCCUCCAGGCAGUCCAGGAAACAGAGGAACCAACCGUGUGACACAAGGCAUGGACUAUCGGACUUGCUUUUCCUUUUGGGCUGUCUUGGAGGGCAGCCAACAUAGGGAAGUGAUAUAGCAGAGAGAUCACAGCAACCUGAAUACUGUUCGUUUGUUGCAAAGAGAUAAACAAUGCAUUGCACCUGCUGUUUUCCACCUGAUGCUUUUAAUCUGAGGGGUGACAAAGACUGUGUUCUGGCACCCUAAAAGUCAAGCUGCCUGGUUCUGCCUCUGAGCCACACGGAUGCAGCAGCUUGGUGGGGGAGCAGGAGGAACCCUCCUACUGAAGAGGAGGGUUGGGGAUGGCAUGAGGAGAGGGAAGGGGAGGGGAAGGCUCUCACUUCUGCACCCCCCCCCAAAGACCAAGGGGCAACAAGCAGAGACAUGGCCUUGGUUCCUCUGGACUGCCAAACAGGCACAGAUGCAGCCAUUCUUGGGGCCAGAUUACAGUGGGAGAAACUUGGGGCCCCACCCCACACAUCAUGAGUAUUCCACUCUGGAACUCUAGCCAUGCUAAUCUUUCUGAGCACAAUCCGCCCCCAAGGAAGCCUCCCUCAGCCUGCAGAGACCUCUCACAGGCCCGCUUCCCACCCUCAACUCUAAACCCAUUCACUCUCAGUGCCCCUCUAUUUUUUUUUUUAAUUUCCAGGAUGCCUUGUGCAGAGUAAAACAUUAUUAGGUGCUUAUUAAAGUUGCCUCAGACAGUCUCAAAGUGCUCUGUAAGAUUCAGAAUCUUAACAUUAAAGGACCACUGUUUGUUGCUCUGUAAACUCUUCUGUGGUGCCCCACUAGGCAGGAGCCAGCCUGCAAGACAAUUCCUCUCUGAAAGCGAGAGCCUUCUUUUCCCUUUACAUAAACUUUCUCAGUCUCUUCAAACAUUUUUUAAAAAUAUGAUGCUGAAUUUCUACAGCCCAGGGUUACUCUUCAUUUUGUAUUCCUUGGAUUUUUUAUUUUAUAUUUUUGUUGUAAGAGCUCUUAAUAAAGCAUCUACCCCUGUAACGAA
Molecule: messenger RNA, 3841 nt
Organism: Cavia porcellus (domestic guinea pig)
Lineage: Eukaryota; Metazoa; Chordata; Mammalia; Rodentia; Caviidae
Gene: C8a
Product: complement C8 alpha chain
Exons: 8
Coding region: 116-1795 (559 amino acids)
Biological process (GO): complement activation
Cellular component (GO): membrane attack complex
Molecular function (GO): protein binding
Source: RefSeq, a predicted model, not a curated record